Molecule: messenger RNA, 1308 nt
Organism: Ilex paraguariensis (yerba mate)
Lineage: Eukaryota; Viridiplantae; Streptophyta; Magnoliopsida; Aquifoliales; Aquifoliaceae
Source: the annotation of a GenBank genome assembly
AUGCAAAAACUACAGCAUUUCUUGUGGAACAACUAUUCAGAAAGGAAAGAAGGUGGCCGGUUGUUUGUGAGUUCUAAGAUCUGUCCCUUCUGGAUGAGAAAUUUGAUUUCUGAUGUCCUAACUCUUCGUAGGACUGGGGACUCCAGAUUUGAGGGUCGUGAGUGUGUCCGGUACACCCGAGACCAGCUGUUGCAGUGUAGGGAGGCUGCUAGCAUUCCUGAGGAUAUUCUAAAAAUCAAACAAGAGGUUGAAGCUGAAUUUUUUGGCGAAGAUCAUAGCUGGAGUCGUGCAGAAAGCAGUCUGCAAAAUCAGUCUCAGAGUCGUUAUUCUGAGCUGGACAAUCGUGAUUGGCGUGAUCGGACUGCACAAUUUCCAACUUCUAUAGAAGAGAGGCCAGCAGAAACGUUUUGGGAUAAUAGAGAGUCUGGUGACCGAUUUGACUCUAGACAGCAGGAAGCAUACCAAUAUAAUCGACAAGACCAGCUCAAUUUGCAGUUUGCAAGAGCACAAAUCUCGUGUCUCAUCGCCCUCUCUAUCUCUCUCUUUCUUCGAUUGGAAGAGAAAAAGAUUCUGGGCAAGAAAUGGAAAUUUUCCGAUCUUAGGGGAAAAUUUUUGUCGUCGACGAUGUUGAGCCUAUGGUCCCCCUCUAUCGCAGGUGCUGCUGCUGCUGCUCUAAUCAAGGCUGAGGAACUCUUUUUCUACCUGAGCAAUAAAGAUAUCAUAUAUUUAUGCAUAUUGAACAAGCUGACUCUGGAGAAGUUUGAUCUUCUCAAGGGUCAAUUGAUCAACUCUGGGAUCACAACAGCUGAUAUUGUAAAGGGAGUAAUCUCCUUGAUAUUUGACAAGGCUGUGCUGGAGCCCACGUUUUGUCCCAUGUAUUCUCUAUUGUGUUUCGAUCUCAAUGAGAAGCUCCCUCCUUUCCCAUCUGAUGAACCCGGUGGAAAAGAUAUCACUUUUAAGCGAGUUCUUUUGAAUAUUUGCCAGGAGGCAUUUGAAGGAGCAGACAAACUGAGGGAUGAAGUAAGGCAGAUGACUGCUCCUGAGCAAGUUUCUGAACGCAGAGAUAAGGGAAAAAUGGUCAAGCUUCGCACUCUUGGAAACAUACGUCUAAUUGGAGAGCUUUUGAAACAGAAGAUGGUUCCUGAAAAGAUUGUUCAUCACAUUGUGCAGGAACUUCUAGGGCAAGAUAGCAAGACUUGUCCAGAAGAGGAAAAUGUUGAGGCCAUAUGUCAGUUCUUCAACACCAUUGGUAAACAGCUCGACGAGAGCCAAAAAUCAAAGCGCAUUAAUGAUAUUUACUUCAAUUGA